ACACACCAAGAGGCAUCAGGAAUCCCCUGGGCUUUCGAUUAUGAUUUUCAUUACCGGGGACUGCGGGUUGACAGCCAGAGCCCUCUCUGCGAGCAACCCCUUUAGCGAGAAAUCCACGCGUGGGGGCCGCACCGUAAUCCCCACGGGGAGGAGGGAUUCCCGCUUCUCAGGAGCGGGUCCCCGCCGCGAAGCCCCUGUCCGUCUCCCCACAUCCCUUCGCCGCCGCGGUCCAGCGGCACCUGCGGCAUCCGCAGCAGCCGCUCUGCUGGGGGCCCGUCGCGGUCCCCACGGGUGCGAUACACUGCCCGGAACGUGUCGCUGCCCCGGUGCGGAGCCCUCCCGCGGGGCGGGGGCGGGGCGGGGGGAAGACGGCAUCCCGGUGCCGGCACAGGAGCGCGGAGGAGAAGGGAUCCUCUUUGACGUCAAGCGACCAUAAUAUAAUGAUCGCUCGUUCAUAUCCGGGUCCCCGGGCGGCUCCCCCGGCCGCCGGUCGGCCGUGCGCCGCCGCGCAGUGAGGCGGAGGCGGGCAGGGCAGGGCAGAACAGGGCAGGGCAGGGCAGGGCAGGGCGGUCGGCCGGAGGUGUCCGCCGGCGGCGGCGGCGGCGGCGGCGGCAGCGGCGGAGGAGCGGCGAGCGCAGCAUGCCCGCCGCCUCAGACGCGCCUGCCUCCUGCCGCCGCUGCCCAUGGAGAUCGCGCUGGUGACUCUGGAGAACGGCGGCACCACGGCCAUCGCGGGCAGCGAAGAUGCCACGGCCGGCGGCAGUGCCCGGGCUCGGCGGAGGGGCAACUUGCUGCACGUCGCCGGCUCCGCCGCUGCCGCUCCACGGCUGAACGACGGCAAGGAGGGUGCCCCGCCGCCGCCGCCGCCGCCGGAGGACGAGGAGCGGCCCCCGCUUGCCCCUCGGGGAGGCGGCGAGAGGCGCCGCAGCGGCAGCGCGUGCAGCCCCAACGAGCGGGCGGCAGAGCGCGGAGCGGCCCCUACGCUCCAACCGCCACCGCAGCCGCCGCCGCGCCGUGGUGCGGGGAUGGAAAUGGGCCCUUCGGAGGAAGGGGGGCACCGCCGGGGCAUGGCCAUGGCGGUGGCGGGCGAGGAGGAGGAGGAGGAGGCGGCGGCGGCGGCGGUGGCGAACCAGGGCGCCAUGCACCACCAACGGGUGCUGAUCAACAUCUCGGGGCUGCGCUUCGAGACCCAGCUCGGCACCCUCAAUCAGUUCCCCGACACGCUGCUGGGGGACCCGGAUAAGCGCAUGCGUUACUUCGACCCGCUCCGCAACGAGUACUUCUUCGACCGCAACCGGCCCAGCUUCGACGGGAUCCUCUACUUCUAUCAGUCCGGGGGCAAGCUCCGUCGGCCCGUCAAUGUCUCCAUCGAUGUCUUUGCCGAUGAGAUCCGCUUCUACCAGUUGGGUGAGGAGGCCAUGGAGCGCUUCCGGGAGGACGAGGGCUUCAUCAAAGAGGAGGAAAAGCCCCUGCCCCAUAAUGAGUUCCAGCGACAGGUCUGGCUCAUCUUUGAGUACCCUGAGAGCUCCAGCUCAGCCCGAGCCAUCGCCAUUGUCUCCGUGCUGGUCAUCCUCAUCUCCAUCAUCACCUUCUGCCUGGAGACCCUGCCAGAAUUCAGGGAUGAGAGAGAGAUGCCUGUGCCCCAGCCCACACAAAGUGGAGGUUUGAAUGGCACGACUGUGGAACCCCAACCCAUGCAGCCACCCAGUAGUCUCUCUGACCCCUUCUUCAUCAUUGAGACCACAUGUGUUAUCUGGUUCACCUUUGAGCUCCUUGUCCGCUUCUUCGCCUGCCCCAGCAAAUCUGAAUUCUCCCGCAACAUCAUGAACAUCAUCGACAUCGUGGCCAUCAUCCCCUACUUCAUCACCCUGGGAACUGAGCUGGCCCAGCAGCAUCAGCCUGGGACUGGCAGCAGCAAUGGGGGUGGGGGCCAGCAGCAAGCCAUGUCCCUGGCCAUCCUCAGAGUCAUCCGCCUGGUCAGAGUCUUCAGGAUCUUCAAGCUCUCCAGGCACUCCAAGGGGCUGCAGAUCUUGGGACAGACCUUGAAAGCCAGCAUGAGGGAGCUGGGCCUCCUCAUCUUUUUCCUUUUCAUCGGGGUGAUCCUAUUCUCCAGUGCUGUCUACUUUGCCGAAGCUGAUGACCCUGAGUCUCAUUUUUCCAGCAUCCCUGAUGCCUUCUGGUGGGCAGUGGUAACCAUGACCACUGUGGGAUAUGGGGACAUGCGACCUGUCACCGUGGGGGGCAAGAUUGUGGGUUCUUUGUGUGCCAUCGCGGGUGUGCUCACCAUCGCCCUGCCUGUCCCUGUCAUUGUGUCCAACUUCAAUUACUUCUACCACCGAGAGACUGAUCAUGAGCAAGCUGUUCUCAAAGAUGAACACAGUAGUGCUCAGGGCAGUACAGCUGGGGGAGAUGUGAAGAGGAGAGCCAGUAGAAACUCUCUGAACAAAUCUGUUGUGCACUUGGAAAACAGUGAGGGGUUCAACAAUGGCACCAGCUCCUUAGAGAAAACCAAUAUCAAAGCAAAAAGUAACGUAGAUCUCAGAAAAUCCCUCUAUGCUCUCUGUCUGGACACCAACAGGGAAACAGACCUGUAAGGAGAGGAGAGAGUUAGUUCAGAGAUGCAGAAGUAUUUGCUGGUGUCAGAAACUUACUACUAUAAUUAUUAUUUUGGUACCAGUUAGUUUUUUUAACUCAGGCUAUAUUUUGUAAAUUGAUCACUGUCCUGAGUAGUCCUCCAGGAAUAUUUAACAUGUUUUUAUGUUCUUUUUCCAUGACACAAAGGGUCACCUAUUUUUAAAAUAGACUAAGAACAAGCUAUGCUCCAUGAUGCAGGAGCUGGUAAAUUACAACAGUGCAAAAUCUAAUUUGUAGAAACUUAUUUUGGCAAAUGGCGGUCGGUUUUAAAUGGGUCAUUUGUAACCAAUUCAGUUGCUCCAUGUUUAGUAUUAAAGAGUUGGAGGAUGCGUGUGUGGAGAAUGAAUGGAUUGGGUGGGAGGGAGUUUGAGGUUUUUGUACUGUAGUUUCAAAUUGAAAUUGUUCCAGUAUAUUUUCUAUCUAUCUGUAUAACUGUAUUUAUGGUUGAAAGGGGAUUUCUUAUUCCUGUGAAAUGAAACAUCCGUAAAGCACUAGGAACAUCAGCAGAUCAGCACUUUCUGAGUUUUCCACUUGUGGUCUGUACAGAUUGGUUAGGUAGUAUGUGAAGUGAAUUUGGUGCUUUUAACCCUAGAGCAGAAAACUUCUGUUGUCAUUGAUAUGUUAGUUUCUUGUGAGCCUUAAAUUAUUAAAUACUGUAGAUACACUUCUUUAUAAAUAACUUUAUUAAUUA
Molecule: messenger RNA, 3325 nt
Organism: Pezoporus flaviventris
Lineage: Eukaryota; Metazoa; Chordata; Aves; Psittaciformes; Psittacidae
Product: potassium voltage-gated channel subfamily A member 5-like
Exons: 1
Coding region: 684-2594 (636 amino acids)
Biological process (GO): protein homooligomerization; potassium ion transmembrane transport
Cellular component (GO): voltage-gated potassium channel complex; membrane
Molecular function (GO): delayed rectifier potassium channel activity; protein binding
Source: RefSeq, a predicted model, not a curated record